GUGGGCACGUUAAAAGAAGCGGUGCUAGCAUCAAUGAUGGCCGAGAAAGUGCAAGCCGGUCGUGCAGGCAGCUACCUUGGCACCAUCGAUUCGGAACGGCUCGAUAGGUUCCUGAAACUUCUUCCCGCCAUAACCAUAGUGCUAACUCUGGUGGCAUUUGUGGCCUUCGUAUUCACCUACAGGGAGCGACAGACGAACCACGUCUACACUGUGCAAGGCUACGAUUCGCAACUGCAGGGACAGUCGGUAACUGUGGAAGGCAUCGCUGUUCUUGCCUUCCUCGGCGUCCCUUUCGCCCAGAGCACCGGCGGCGAGCGGCGAUUUCGUCGCCCAGAGCCCGUCUCUCCACCGUCUACCCUACAGGCGAACCAUAAGAGACCGCCCUGUGUGCAGAGGAUGCCAACUGGGGCCAGGGGAGUACCUCCAGCCCAGGGACCACAAUCCGAAGACUGCCUCCACCUUAACAUCUGGGUACCUCCUGCUAAAGACAGCAAAGAGAGGAAGGCCGUUCUCGUCUUCCUCUACGGGUUCGACUUUCAGUACGGAGCCAACACUAACGAAAACUAUGACGGCAGGUACUUGGCUGCCCUGGGUGACGUCAUCGUAGUAGUGCCGAACUACCGAUUGGGUAUAUUCGGCUUUCUAAUGGCGGGAACGAGCGAAGAGCCCGGAAACCUGGGUCUACUGGACCAGAAGCUGGCGCUCGACUGGGUACGCUUCAACAUCGGUUACUUCGGUGGUGACGAAGACAACAUAACACUGUGGGGCGUCGAUGCUGGCGCUGUCUCCAUCGCCAUGCACAUGCUCAGUCCACUGGCGACCACCAUCCAUUCGGCAGUCAAACGCUAUAUUUUGCACAGCUCAUCUAUAUUCAAGCCGUACGCAGACAAUACCAGACGGGCCACGCAAAAUAUCGUGUCCGUCGCCAGGCAGCUCAACUGCGGUGAGGGCCCCAUGAAGCAGGUUCUGGAGUGUCUCCGAUCGCUUCCCGCUGAUCAGCUGCUCCAGACGGACGCGGUGUUGAACGGCACUUUUGUGCCGAGCUUUAACAGCGAGUACUUACCUGAUAAACCUUUUAAUCUGGUCGCGAAAGUACCAAUUGCACGGAAACAGAUCCUGUUGGGUAACGUGGCUGACGAGGGAACCUACUCAGUGUUGUCCGCGUUGGACAAGAGGCGGGAUCUCGCAGCUUCCCUUCCCAGCGAACUACGCACCACUCAUCCAGCGAUGUGGUUGCUGGACAUCCCUUUCAAUCCUACCAACGACAAUGAUUCCAAACGUGCAGCCGCCCAUCUACGAGGCGACUAUAACUACGUGUGUCCCUGCCAGUACUUUGCUCACUAUCUGAGCAGGGGACGGGAUAGCCAGGUGUACACGUACCUGAUGAAUCACAAGCCUUCCUACAGUUCGUGGCCGGAAACAAAGGAAAUGACCCGGUAUGAAGACGUGGACAUGAUAUUCGGGAUGCCAUUGCACAACCACCAGGCAACAGCGCAGGAGCAACGACUCAGUCGUCAGCUCAUAACGAUAUGGACUGGCUUUGCGAAGACUGGGAAGCUCCCAACGGUGACGUCGGAAGGGAAGGAAACUGAAUGGCCCAACUAUUCUCGAAACCACUGGGGAAAUUCCGUCGUGGAAAUUUCAGCGAGUGGGCUCCGAACCGUUCGCAAUACCCACAAGGGUCACUGCAGCAAGCUACUUCCCGCCAUUGGACGGGCCUCCCAGAAGUAAUUCUCUGAUAUACGAUAAACGCCGAGCUUCAAUAUAAUAAAGAAAACGAAGAGGUGGUUCCUAAUCAGUUGGCAUUGCCAACAGCGGACGCCCAUGAC
Messenger RNA from Ornithodoros turicata, 1829 nucleotides. Its product is annotated as acetylcholinesterase-like. The record is from RefSeq and is a predicted model, not a curated record. The coding region runs from base 34 to 1731 and encodes 565 amino acids. Gene Ontology annotation, molecular function: acetylcholinesterase activity. Gene Ontology annotation, cellular component: plasma membrane. NCBI's taxonomy places the organism in Eukaryota, Metazoa, Arthropoda, Arachnida, Ixodida, Argasidae. The transcript has 8 exons. Gene Ontology annotation, biological process: acetylcholine catabolic process; choline metabolic process.